AUGAGUAAACAACCCGAACACCAAAAAGAUAUUGCUCACCAUCAUCAUCACCAUGAGGAUCAUCAUGAUUGUUGUUGUGGAUGUCAUCAUGAGAAGCCUCUUCAACUCUUCAAAAUGUAUCCCGAGCUAGAAACCAUCACUCCCAAUGACGCCAAAAAAUCCCGACUUCAUGAAUUGUUGGUAGAUGAUAACAAGUUUUUGUGGAGUGGAUAUCGAAAGCUUCCAGUUAAUGAUUUCAAAAGGUCCUUCCUCUCAAUGUUUACACUUCAUAAUGAAACUGUAAAUAUUUGGAAUCAUUUGAUACCCUCUUUAAUUUAUUGCGUGGUUGCUUUCUAUAUUGACCACUAUGUUACAUUGGUAAACCCAAAGGCAAGAUGGACCGAUAGAGCUAGCUUUAUUUUCUAUUGUGUAACAGGUAUUUUCACAUUUGGAUUCAGUGCCAUGUAUCACACUUGGAGAAUGAAUAGUGUGAAUGACUAUCAUUUUUGCUUGCUAUGUGAUAUUAGAGGAAUUGUGGUAUUGGUUUGCGGAGCCAAUGCUCUCAGUAUUACUUUGCAAUUGAAGGAUUAUGAAUAUUUGCAGUAUAUUUAUUCGAUCGUGAAUAUUGCUCUAGUUAUAUUUUUCAUAUUUUGGAUUAAGAAGAUGGUUCGAGAGAGAUUGACCAACCAGAGAACUCUCUACUUUACUCUUUACAGUUUAAUACCAUUACUAACUUUGGUUCAUCGUUUCAUUUUGCAAUCAAGUACCACCAAGGAUUUUGUAAACAUGGUGAUUUACUGCAUUUUACCAAGAUCUUUCCAUGAGCAAUUCGGAAUCUCGCAUGCUCAUGUCAACAUGAACAUUAAGGAUAUCAUGUGGCACAACAAUCAUUCCAGCAACUCACAUUUUCCAAACGGCGUUCUUGAUGUGAAUCAUGACUUGACCCAGUUGUACAUUGCAAACUACUUUUUAUUGGGAUUUGGAAUGUUUAUCCGAGGAUACAAAGCACCAGAGCGUUGGAUACCAUUCAAAUUUGACUUGUUUGGAGCAAGUCAUCAAAUUUUCCACUUUUUAUCAGUUUACACAAGUUGGCUUAUUGUUCAUGGAUUUUAUGUCAUGUACUCAAAAGGAGCUUUUCCAAAUGAACAUUUAUAA
Molecule: messenger RNA, 1134 nt
Organism: Naegleria lovaniensis
Lineage: Eukaryota; Heterolobosea; Eutetramitea; Acrasida; Naegleriidae
Exons: 1
Coding region: 1-1134 (377 amino acids)
Cellular component (GO): membrane
Molecular function (GO): signaling receptor activity
Source: RefSeq, a predicted model, not a curated record